AUGCAGAACGACCAACAGAGGUUUUCCCUGCAAAACAGGACGGCGCUGACGCAUCCAUACAAAAGGCUAGGAGGGGCCUUUACGGUGAAAUCACCGUCUGUUCCCAACUUUCAUGACAAAAUGCAUUCCGAUCAUAGUUCUAGCGACUCAGCUCUUGUACAUGGAAAUGUUAUGGUGAAUGACCAUCGUUCAGUUGAACCGAGUUGUUUGGGCCAAGUGUCUCCAUCCGAACAUGAUGGAAACCUAAGCGUUAUUGACUUAUAUGGAGAUGAAGUAGAGUCUCAACGUGCCGGCGUAGGAGAUGAUGACGACGAUGAUCUGGAGGAAGUACACAGCGAUGACCUUGAUUUGAUUCCUGAAGAAGGUAAUCAUCAAUGCGUGGAACUGGACGGUGUCGCUGCGGCCGCAAGUGGUAAUUCUAAUGAUAUCAAUAGUUCACGUUUUGAUCGAUACGGGUUUAAAAAACAGAAUAAUUACAUAUCUGAAUCAGAUUACGAUAGGUGGUGGGUGGAAUACUCGCAAUAUUGUGUUCGUCGUAAACACAAAUGGCAACUGCUGCUAGAGAAAAGUGGGUUACCUGUGACCGAUGACUCUCCCUCACGAUUUCCACCAAGGAGUGAACGGUUAAAAAGGUAUGUUAGAAAGGGUAUUCCGGCAGAAUGGAGAGGCAAUGCAUGGUGGCAUUUCGCUAGAGGGCAAGAGAAGUUAAACAAGAAUAGAGGCGUCUAUUCCCAACUUCUGCAGAAAAUGAAACAAAUUAAGAGACAAAAUCCUAAUGAGAAACAAGUGCAGGAUUUGGACAUAAUUGAACGUGAUUUGAAUAGAACUUUCCCAGACAAUAUACAUUUUCAAAGUGGCUCGCAAAACAAAGAGGGACCUCCGAUUAUAAAAUCUUUACGCCGAGUGCUUGUUGCUUUCUCCCUCUACAAUCCAAAGAUUGGUUAUUGUCAGUCUAUGAAUUUCCUCGCCGGCCUGUUGUUGUUAUUCUUAGACGAGGAAAGAGCCUUUUGGAUGCUAGUUAUUAUUACUUCAAGAUACUUACCGGGUGUUCAUAAUAUCAACCUGGAAGGCGUCAACAUUGAUCAAGGAGUACUGAUGUUAUGCGUUAAAGAAUAUAUCCCUGAAGUUUGGUCGUACAUUAAGCCUUCCAUUGACCAUCACCAGAAGAAUAACAAAACUUUUUCACCGUCUAAUAACAAAGUCCUUUUCAAUAUGCAAAAGAAUGAAUUCUUGUACAGGCUUCCGCCUAUCACUUUGUGUACGGCGAGCUGGUUUAUGAGUUGUUUUGUGGGGGUCGUGCCGAUAGAGACCACCCUUAGAAUAUGGGAUUGUUUAUUCUACGAAGAAUCGCAUUUUUUAUUCAAAGUUUCGUUGGCUGUCUUAAAACUGAGUGAGCAUGAACUUUCAAAGAUAAAACCCCAUAACAAUUCGUUGAACUAUUCUUGGGGCUCUAACUUAAACCAAAAAAACGGGUCAAUGGGUCAAGAAGAUAGCGAUAUGGAAAUUUUCCAGGUCAUACAGACUUUUCCAAAGACAUUGUUGAAUCCAAACGAAAUCUUUGAGAAAAUUAUUUUCAAAAGGAGAUUCAACUUGAAUAGGCUGGAUCAGGAUGAAAUAGACAGGUGUCGAAAAUUUGUUGCUGCACAGCGCCUUAAAUUCAAGACAUAUGGCGAACUUCUUGGAAACGCAGCAUCUGAGGCAGACUUGCCAGCUAAUAAUAGUAAUACAGAUAACCAAGGUGUUCACAUAACGAGUGAUGCAGUCAAUGAAGCAUUAUCUUCGGAAGUAUAUGGAUUCAAAAAGAGUCUAGCUGGAGUUCAUUGGAAUAAUAGCAUCAAGGAGAAAGUUAAACAGAUGAGAAAGAAAAAGGACAGGAGUGACUAG
This is a messenger RNA of Saccharomyces mikatae IFO 1815, 1884 nucleotides long. It is a transcript of the gene MSB3, whose product is annotated as Rab GTPase-activating protein MSB3. The transcript has a single exon. NCBI's taxonomy places the organism in Eukaryota, Fungi, Ascomycota, Saccharomycetes, Saccharomycetales, Saccharomycetaceae. The record is from RefSeq and is a predicted model, not a curated record. Bases 1 to 1884 code for a protein of 627 amino acids.